Molecule: messenger RNA, 4493 nt
Organism: Cololabis saira (Pacific saury)
Lineage: Eukaryota; Metazoa; Chordata; Actinopteri; Beloniformes; Belonidae
Gene: hip1rb
Product: huntingtin interacting protein 1 related b
Exons: 32
Coding region: 155-3355 (1066 amino acids)
Biological process (GO): clathrin coat assembly; actin filament organization; endocytosis
Cellular component (GO): actin cortical patch; clathrin-coated vesicle
Molecular function (GO): phosphatidylinositol-3,4-bisphosphate binding; clathrin-cargo adaptor activity; phosphatidylinositol-3,5-bisphosphate binding
Source: RefSeq, a predicted model, not a curated record
AGCCGGGGUGCAUCAGCAGCGGGGAUGAGGACAUGUCUGAGUCCACAUAGAGGAGCGCAGCGCCGCCGCUAGUUGGACGCGUCCUUGCGCUUUAUCGCACAGGUGGAGCGUAUUAACCAUUCCCCCCGACACUGUCGCUGAGCGCAGGCUGAGGAUGAACAGCAUACGGCAGGUGCCCACCCGGGUGAAGAGCCGGCGGACCGAGGCCAGCCUCGGAGCGGAGAGGGAUCAUUUUGAGAAGCAGCAGCUCAGCAGCAUCAGCAAAGCCAUCAACAACACUGAGACACCUGUGAAGGAGAAGCAUGCCCGCCGAAUCAUCCUGGGAACACACAGAGAAAAGGGAGCCUACACCUUCUGGUCCUACUCGCAGGGCUUCCCUUUGGCCGGCAACUCCAUCCUUAGCUGGAAGUUCUGCCACGUAGUGCACAAAGUUCUGCGUGAUGGGCACCGCAAUGUUCUGCAGGACUGCAUGAGACAUCACAGUUCUCUAGUUGAAGUCGGGCAACUAUGGGGCCAUCUCCAUGACAGAUAUGGACAGUUGGUGGGUCUGUACACCAAGCUGCUCUGCACAAAACUGGAGUUUCAUGUGAAGCAUGCAGAAAUCCCACCAAACCUAGAGGUCAAAGAUGAAGUUCUGGAGCGCGUUGCAGGAACAGACAUCAAUAAUGUGUUCCAGCUCACAGUCGAGGUGUUUGAUUACCUGGACGCAGAGCUGCGGCUAGCAGAGACAGUGAUCCGUCAGCUGAACACAUCCAUCGCAAUCUCCACUCUCACAUCCGGCCAGUGUCGUCUUUCUCCACUCAUCCAGGUCAUCCAGGACUGCAGCCACCUGUACCACUUCACUGUCAAGCUGCUUUUUAAGCUUCAUGCCUGUCUCCCUGCUGAUACCUUACAAGGACACCGUGAUCGUUUUCAUGACCAGUUCCGCAGCCUUAAGACCUUCUUUGAUAAAGCCAGAGACAUGAUGUACUUCAAAAGGCUGAUCCAGAUUCCCAAGCUACCUGAUUCCCCGCCUAAUUUCCUGCAUGCAGCUUCACUGGCCAAACAUGUGAAGCCAGUGGUGGUCAUACCCGAUGACGAUGAGGCAGAGCAACCAGAUGAUGAUGACGAAGAGCCAGAGCCGCUCAUCGAGGUCAGCGAGGUCUCAACAUCCAGCAUUCAGACGCAGCCGCAGCAAUUUGAUAUAUUUGACCAGGCAUUUGGACCUCCAAAUGGAGGCUUUGACGACAGGGACAUCCAGAUUGAAAGCCUGAAGUCGGAGCUUGAACUGCUGAGACUGGAGUUGGAGAAAGUCAAAGGAGAGGCUCAGCGCUACAUCACACAGCUCAAGUCCCAGAUCAACAGUUUGGAGUCAGAGCUGGAAGAGCAGCGUUUGCAGAAACAACGUACACUUGUGGAGAAUGAGCAGCUGCGCAUGGAGCUGGAGGCAACCCGUCGCCGGAACGCAGAGUACGAGAGCGUACAGUCCACUUUCAUCGAGGCAGAAAAAAGGGCACAAGGCACCGAGCAGCGGUACAACAAGCUGAAAGAGAAGCACACAGAGCUGGUGGCCAGCCAUGCUGAGCUACUUCGUAAGAGUGCAGAUACUGUCAAGAUGCUGUCAGCAACUCAGCAGACCCAGGACGAAGUGGAGAGGACCAAGCAGCAGCUGUCCUUUGAGGUGGAUCGGAUAAAACAGGACGCUGAUAUGAAGAUGGAAGAGCAGAAGUUUGAGAUGGAAAGGAUGAAAAGAGAGUUGGAGGAGAAGAUGGCAGAAGUGACACGCAUCAGGGCAACACUGCAUAGCAGUGAGAAGACGUCCGAGGACAUGAACGGCUCAAUGAAAGCUCUGCAGGCGGAGAAGGAGCGUUUGAUGCGUUCUGUGAGUGAGAAGGAGGCGGAGCUGUCGUCUCUGCGGCAAUCCGCGCAGGUGCAGCAGUCAUCACUUCAGCAGGAGCGAGAGAAGAGCAGCAGGGAGCUGGGAGAGCUGCAGGGAAAACUGAAGGAGAAGACAAAUCAGGAGGAGCGGAUGAAGCAGAAGCUCCUGGACGAGCAGUUUGUUUUGCUACAAGGAACAAUAACAGAAGUGGAGAGUAUCAUCAAAGAUGCUGUUGCCAAGUUGGAUGAUCCUCUCCACAUACGGUGUACCAGCUCUCCAGAUUACCUCAUAAGUCGGGCGGAGGCCACUCUGGGCUCCAUCGACAAAAUGAAAAAAGGUCAUGCAGAUUAUCUUAGUAACAUGACAGAUGCUGGAGGACUGCUGAGGGCUUUGACCCAAUUCUCCCACUUGGCUGCAGAUACAAUUAUAAACGGCAGCGCUACUGCACACAUGGCACCUACUGACCAUGCAGACCGACUGACGGAGAACUGCAGAGGUUGUGCUACUCAGAGUUUGCAGUAUCUGAAUGACCUGAGGUCCAAGGCUACCCUGCAGAAGGCAGAUCCAGCCUCCAUUCGUGCAAUUAUACAGAACAUCCUCCAACUUGGCCAGGAGUUGCGUCCGAAAGGAAUGGACAUCCGUCAGGAAGAGCUGGGAGAUCUGGUGGACAGGGAGAUGUCAGCAACAUCAGCAGCUAUUGAGGAGGCAGUCCGCAGGAUUGAUGAAAUGAUGAAUCAGGCACGAAAAGACACUUCAGGAGUUAAACUGGAGGUCAAUGAGAGAAUCCUCAACAGCUGCACUGAUCUGAUGAAGGCCAUCCGCAUGCUGGUCAUAGCGUCGACAGAUCUGCAAAAGGAGAUUGUUGAAGGUGGGAGGGGUGCAGCCUCUAUUAAGGAGUUCUAUGCUAGAAACUCUCGCUGGACUGAGGGACUCAUAUCUGCUGCCAAGGCUGUGGGAUGGGGAGCCACCGAGAUGGUGGAAUCUGCUGAUAAGGUGGUGCUCCACACAGGCAAAUAUGAGGAGCUGAUCGUCUGCUCUCAUGAGAUUGCUGCAAGCACGGCACAGCUGGUCGCUGCCUCGAAGGUCAAGGCUGAUCGCAACAGCAAGGGGCUGUCAGUUCUCCAGCAGGCUUCUCGCCGUGUCAACGAGAUGGCUGCGAAUGUGGUGGCCUCAACUAAAACGGGCCAGGACAACCUGGAGGAGAAAGAAACCAUGGACUUCUCGGGGAUGUCCCUCAUCAAGCUUAGAAAAGAAGAAAUGGAGUCGCAAGUGAAAGUGCUAGAAUUGGAAAGCCAGUUGGAGAAUGAGCGUCUGCGUUUGGGUGAGCUGAGGAAGAAACACUACAACCUGGCUGGAGUUCCUGCCGAUCAGAUCCCUGAGGGGAACGGGGAAACCUCCUCGCUGGCACAUCCUGUCACUAUGUCACCGAAACCAGCCAAGCCUGCACUCCUGAAGAAACCCGCAUUGGCACAAAAACCCAAAACUUUGUUUCGGUAAAUGCCAGAGCAGAAGACAGUGUGGCCUGCUGGAUUGAAAAGGAAGCUAAUUUGCCUUUUUGUGAACAUUUUUUUUAAGUUGCAUGCUGACAAUCCACUGUCAUCCUGCUUCUUACUUUCAGAAAGAAGGGUCAGUACUGCAUCUCCUUAUGCCAUCUUCCUUUUUUUUUUUUCUUGCCAAAAUGGACCAAGAGCCUGUUUUUUUGUUUUGUUUUUUUAUCCUUGAUGCCUGUAGGGAUUUGCUGUCUUUUUUUUAAGAGAGCUUUUUUAAAAGAACAAGUAAAUAAAUAAAAUAAUCACACAUUCAAUUUUUUUUCUUUUAAAUAUCUGGCAUCAAGAACGAAAAUUGUAAAUGAUUUUCUUUUAGGCUUUUUGAUAUUUUCUUUUAUUGUAAUUUUUUUUUAAUGAUUAAUACUAAUCCAAUUUUUUUUUUUCAAGAAAAAAAGGAAAGAUUAAUAUUUGAUUACAAAUUGACAGCAUUUCUUGUAGGUCAACUGAUUUGAUCAUAUAUAUGACACAUUUUUCCGCACUGUUUUGUAUGUUUAUUACAGGGCACAUCUUUUUUCCCCAUUAUGUACACUGCUGUAUUGCUAUUUAUGUUGUGGUGGGUGGUGAAGUGAGCUGGGGAAUCAGUUUGUGUUGCUGCAAAGAAUCUGACAUACCUCCAGCAUCGCCUUCAUGUGCAAAAUAUUUUAUUUUUUUUCAUUUUCAACAUUACAAUAUUGUCUUAGAGGCCUUGAAAUGUAAUGUACAAAUGCAUUAAAUACCUGUAAAGGUAUUGUCUGUAUAGGAAAGUACAACUCACUCUACACUUAAUUCUUGAUGGUCCCUUUAUGAGAGAAGAACUGAGAUAUUUUCAAGUAUAUUGACUUAAUGCUUACGCACACAUGUUGGAUGACAUCCUUAAUUAUUAAAUGCUUCUUUUAGGCCAAAUAUAAGGAUUAAGGGUUAGUUAAUAUACAAUAUCAAGGUGUUCUAGUCCUCUUUGCCUCUGGGAGCCUUUCUUAUAGGAUAUGUAAUGCAUUUUUUUAUGUUCCGUCACUUUCUUCUGUAUGAAAUGUCUUUAUACACUCAGAUCUAUUAAUAUAUUUUAGUAAAAAUACUGGUGGUGUAUCCUUGUAAGAAGUGUAAAUGUCAAA